GAGUCAUACAUUACCCAUAGACUUAUCCUCACAUCUACCACUGCAUUAGCCUUACAAUCUCCUCCACUCAAUCUCAUAAUCCAGUGCCACCCAAAAAGAUCGUACCCCUCUCUUUGUCGGGCUUCUUCACCAACACUUCACUACCCAAAAUAUCAUUUCUUGCUUUCUCCUGCUGUAGCUCCAUCUGCAUCACAACCAUGGCUACUGCAGUGACUGCUACGGUCUCCUUUCCAUCCUCCAAGUCUGCUUCUCUGUCCUCCAGAACCUCUAUUAUCUCACCAGAAAGAGUAUCCUUCAAGAAGGUUCCAUUGCAGUACAGGGAUGUUUCUGUUGGCGGAAGAGCUGUUUCAAUCAGAGCCCAGGUCACCACAGAGGCUCCUGCUAAGGUUGAGAAGGUGUCCAAGAAAAUGGAGGAAGGUGUGGUGGUGAACAAGUACAGACCAAAGGAUCCUUACGUUGGCAGAUGCCUCCUCAACACUAAGAUUACCGGCGAUGAUGCUCCAGGAGAAACCUGGCACAUGGUCUUCAGCACUGAGGGAGAGGUCCCCUACAGAGAAGGGCAAUCAAUUGGGGUGAUUGCAGAUGGUGUUGACAAGAACGGAAAGCCUAACAAGCUGAGGUUAUACUCAAUUGCCAGCAGUGCCCUUGGUGACUUUGGAGACUCCAAAACUGUUUCUCUUUGUGUGAAACGGCUUGUGUACACCAAUGACAAAGGAGAGAUUGUUAAAGGAGUCUGCUCAAAUUUCUUGUGUGACCUGAAACCGGGAGCUGAAGUAAAGAUUACAGGACCAGUUGGGAAAGAAAUGCUUAUGCCGAAAGAUCCCACUGCCACCGUCAUCAUGCUUGCAACUGGAACUGGCAUUGCUCCUUUCCGCUCAUUUUUGUGGAAAAUGUUCUUUGAGAAGCAUGAGGACUACAAGUUCAAUGGCUUGGCGUGGCUCUUCUUGGGCGUUCCCACAAGUAGCUCACUGCUUUAUAAGGAGGAAUUUGAGAAAAUGAAGGAGAAGGCCCCCGAAAAUUUUAGACUCGACUUUGCCGUGAGCAGAGAGCAAACUAAUGAGAAAGGAGAGAAGAUGUACAUUCAAACCCGAAUGGCUCAGUAUGCAGAAGAGCUAUGGCAGUUGCUUAAGAAGGAUAACACCUUUGUCUAUAUGUGUGGACUGAAGGGGAUGGAAAAGGGGAUCGAUGACAUAAUGGUGUCAUUGGCUGCUAGAGAUGGCAUUGACUGGUUGGAUUACAAAAAGCAGUUGAAGAAGGCAGAGCAAUGGAAUGUGGAAGUCUACUAAUGCUUGAUUACCUGUACAAAUUUCUCCCAUUUCACUUUAUAGUGGCAACCAUUCAAUGAUUUCCACUGCAUUCUGUAGAUAGGCAAUCGUCUUUGUAAUUUUUGUAUUGAUAUAGCCUCUACAGAAGUUUUACUUAUGUGGGGGGUCAUGGAUUAUAGUCGAGCAUUAUAGCUGAAUCCAACUUCAACCUUAUUUUCAACUUCA
This is a messenger RNA of Corylus avellana, 1490 nucleotides long. RefSeq names its product ferredoxin-NADP[+]-oxidoreductase 1 (gene FNR1). The record is from RefSeq and is a predicted model, not a curated record. NCBI's taxonomy places the organism in Eukaryota, Viridiplantae, Streptophyta, Magnoliopsida, Fagales, Betulaceae. Gene Ontology annotation, molecular function: oxidoreductase activity.